Anarrhichthys ocellatus (wolf-eel) is the source of this 1503-nucleotide messenger RNA. Its product is annotated as ubiquitin-conjugating enzyme E2 variant 1-like. The coding region runs from base 32 to 475 and encodes 147 amino acids. Lineage: Eukaryota; Metazoa; Chordata; Actinopteri; Perciformes; Anarhichadidae. The record is from RefSeq and is a predicted model, not a curated record. The transcript is spliced from 4 exons.
ACGUGCGCGCUUCCGUAAAGCAGUGAUAAAGAUGGCGGCCUCCGCCGCACUAGGCUGUGUAGUUCCACGCAGCUUUCGGCUGCUGGAGGAGCUGGAGGAAGGUCAGAAGGGAGGUGGAGACGGCACAGUGAGCUGGGGCCUCGUGAGUGACGACGACAUGACACUAACUCAGUGGAAUGGCAUGAUCAUCGGCCCUCCCAAGACCGUCUACGAUGGCAGGAUAUACAGUCUGAGAAUAGAAUGUGGAUCCAGGUACCCGGAGCAUCCCCCUCAUGUCCGCUUUGUGAACAAGAUCAACAUGAGCUGCGUACACGGUUCAAACGGUGGGGUGGACAUAAAGGCGCUGUCGGCACUCUGUAGGUGGAGAAACUCCUACAACAUCCGGAUGGUGCUGCAGGAGCUCAGACAGCACAUGAUGCUAAAAGAGAACAGCCGGCUCUCCCAGCCACCCGAAGGCCAGGUGUACAGUAACUGAGGACCUGCUGCUAUCCCUCCCUGUCCCUCUCUCACACACACACACACACACACACACACACACACACACACACACACACACACACACACACACACACACAAAUCUACCACUGUCAAACUACAUCAUGUUAUCCAAGACUCUCCACUCCCACCCACUCCCUCCCCUCAGCAGCCUCCCAUUGGACAGAGAGAGGGAUGUGCAUCCAGACAGCCCCCAACACAAAUACUGUACAUCUCACUCAUGUUAUUUUGUCAUAUCUCGUGUGUGUUCUACAUCCAGAUUGUAAAAUAAUCAAUGACCUGAUUGAGUGUACCAAUAAUGCGAGUGUGUGCUGCGUUCUUCACUUAGUCCCUGUUGGGUAGUGCAGUGAGGGAUUUGAAUCAACUCGGCAAAACAAAUCGACUUGUGUAACCCCCCCCCCCCCCCGACCUAAAUGUUUGCAUCAUUUGCGGGUCCCCUCAUGGAGAUAAAAAUAAAAGUAGCCCACACAGUGCUUCGCGUCAGUCUCAAAUUCCCCAGCUUUCGCAAAAUCCCGACGAUGUGAAAUUCACGGGUUUUCCCUCAAACAACUGCAUGUCCAGGACACAGGAAAUAACUGUUACUAGACAUUCAGCAACGUAUGUAUCAACAGGGCCCUGCUGGCUCAUCACUCAUGUUCUCCGACUAGUCUUAUGUGUGCCAUAUGGUUCAUAGUGCUUUGUGAUGGUGAUUGAUUGUUAGCAGCCAGUGGGAGGGUGUGGGGGGAGGAGAGGAACAUAGUUUAUGUGCUCGGCACCUCAUCACCACUGUACUGUGGCCCGGGUCGAGCUGCAUAUUUGUUUGCUUUUGUUUGUCUGCUGUUUUUGGGUUCUUGUUUGGGUUUCUUCAGUCUCUGGGCCAACCUGUGUCUCCUCUCUCACACAGUGAACGCUCACUCAACGCAAUGUACGGCUUUGGAUGUUUAUUUUUUAUGACGGGUUGAAUCUAAUCAGGGUGAUGGUGACCUUUUGCAUGGUUUUAUUUGAAUUAAACGUUAUUACUUUUGCACA